Penicillium vulpinum is the source of this 243-nucleotide messenger RNA. RefSeq lists its product as uncharacterized. The coding region runs from base 1 to 243 and encodes 80 amino acids. The record is from RefSeq and is a predicted model, not a curated record. Lineage: Eukaryota; Fungi; Ascomycota; Eurotiomycetes; Eurotiales; Aspergillaceae. The transcript is spliced from 3 exons.
AUGGGUGAACUGCCGAGUCAUUCGUGCCGCUUGUCCCCACACCAAGCAAUGUCACUGGGCAACCACUAUUGCUCUCGCGACUACGGCUCCAGCGCGUCCAACUCGAACAGCUACCACUACUCCAACACCAAUGGCUCCUAUUACUACUCCAACCCUAAUGGAAGCACCUACUACAACAGCGGAUCGGGAAGCUCAACUUACACUGCCCCCUCUGGAGGGUCCGGUGGAUCCGGCAAGAAAUAA